Messenger RNA from Schistocerca cancellata (South American locust), 2310 nucleotides. Its product is annotated as craniofacial development protein 2-like. The coding region runs from base 1622 to 2266 and encodes 214 amino acids. The record is from RefSeq and is a predicted model, not a curated record. The transcript has a single exon. NCBI's taxonomy places the organism in Eukaryota, Metazoa, Arthropoda, Insecta, Orthoptera, Acrididae.
AUGUGAAUGAGCAGAAUAGUCACCUGUUUUAAAAUGAGAAUGUAGUGUCCUUAAGCAAGAAAGGGAAGCAUCACAUUUGUGGUCAUUGUACAAAGGCAUUAAGGGAAUAAUUAAUGAGGAGAUAUACUUAAUAUGAAUUUAUUCUCAAAGCUUUGUUUUGGACACGAUAAAUUAUGUAUCACACGAUUAGACAUCAAACGAAGCAAUUAUUUCAUAUUCAUAGACUCCUUAAUGGACGAAGAGGAUCAAUACGUACAUGUCAAGGACAUAUAACACAAUAUCUGGGUAGCAAGCAUUCAAUAUUAGCAUAAUACAUAUCAAUCUUAAGUUAUAGAACUAAUGAGUAAACCAACAUGAUCAAACAGAAAUGAAAGGGAUAAGAAAUUUACCGCACAGUAUUGUGAGGAGACCUUCUGUAUGUUAGUGGAAUGGUUAUAUGUUUAUAAAAACACAAAUGGAAGUACAGGUGAAAGUGUGUUUAUAGAGGGGCUUGGAAAUGUCAGUUUACAAGCAUCAAGGGGAAGUUGAAACUCCAUAUAGAAAUUUCUUCAAAUAAAUUAAUACGAAAAAGGAUACAAUACUUCAGUUAUUAUUGGUUUUUGGGAUGCAGUGUAUCUCAUAUCAUUGAUGUGUUUGAGAGCAAAGGGUAGAUGAAUACAAAUGAGAUGUGACCUCUGCCUAGGUUAGGUAAAUCACUUUACAGGAGUAGGUCUGGAAGGACACUAGCUUCAUAACGAUGAUAGGUGAUUGAGAAGUAUCCUCUCACAGAAGAAUGUAUAUGCAGUUCUUACACACAAACGAAACUGGUGUAACUGUAGUUCCCAUUCACGAAUAAUUCUCCAAAUGGACAGAGUACGAAUAGACUUAACUGGGUAAUGGUGAUUUACAACAGAAGCAUUUCCAUACAUGCUUGACAUAAUAGAUGUCCAACAUUCACAGUUGGCAAUGGCAGGUUAUGCUUACCUUGCAUCAUGUAGUUCCUUGAGUGUGACAGAACCAAGUGUAUCAAGGACAUUCAAACGUAAAGUGGAAAAGUAAAAUGAACUUGUUAAUUUAUCUUCAAAUGUGUUCUCAAAGGUAUGGCAACAACAGUACAGUAACCUACAGAUUGAAAAAAAAAGGGGAAAUGGUACUCAUUGACUGUUUAAGAAUAUAACAAUAAAGGAAUAUAAGCAGAGGCUCUCCACAAAUUUCGCAAUAAUGUUAUGCAUUAAGUAUGGUAUAAAAACGCAAGGAAAUCAGAGUUUAAACCUAACGUGGUCAAUACAGAUAAAAUACCUACAUAAUUAGGACUUAUAAAUUAUAGGACCAAGAUAAUGAAAGAUGUAUUGUUAAAGGGGGCCCAGGAAAUGACCUGGGGGAGUCUCUGCAGACACCAUGAGACUCUGGCAUAAAAUGGGGGUGAUGCGCGAUUCCAAAAACUCAGUAAGAGAGUUCUCACAGCCUCUGCACCUCAAUUCUCCAACUUCCUACCUACACAUGGUGCCCCUGUUAAGGCGAGCAAUUCAGCGAAAGGUUGGGUAACCAACCCCAGCGGGAAACUGAGUCGGUGAGCAGAUAGGAGUGGGAGGACAGUGGAAGGCAACGGGAAACCACCACUGAACUAUCCCAAGAAAACCCCAUGGCUUCGCUCAGCUCAAAAUGUUCCAGAGUUUCAAGUUCCCCAAUCGGAUCUCCAGGGGGAACCAGGUUGAGAGGAGCUUCACGAAGAGUAAGAUGGUGCAAAGAGAAGCACUGCAUAGGAACAUGGAAUGUAAGAUCCAUGUAUCAAGGAAAACAAGACAUAGUGAAAAGAGAAAUGGAGAAAAUUAACAUCGACAUAUUGAGAAUAAGUGAAAUGAGGUGGACUGACAUGGGAGAAUUUGCUUCGGAUGGCCAUACGGUGUAUUAUUCUGGGCACGAUAACAACAUAAGUAAUGGAGUAGCCUUCAUAGUUAGUGAUAAAGUGAGAAAAGCUGUAAUAGGAUGCAAAUAUAAAAAUGAUAGAAUGAUGUCCAUCAGACUUCAAGGUCAGCCCCUCAACAUCACAGUAAUUCAAGUUUAUGCGCCAACAACUGAUGCUGAAAAGGAAAUUAUUGACCAAUUCUAUGAAGAUUUACAAGAAUUACUACUGUCAACACCAAAAAAGGAUAUCGUCUUCAUAGUUGAAGAUUGGAAUGCAAAAGUGGGAAAUCAAGCUGUAGAAGGUAUAACAGGGAAAUAUGGUCUUGGUACAACAAAUGGAGCAGGACAGAUACUCCUAGAAUUCUGCCAGAAAAUUCAUUGAUAAUUACUAAUACACUGUUUCAACUACCAAAACGUCGCCUAUAU